This is a messenger RNA of Cynara cardunculus var. scolymus (artichoke), 4822 nucleotides long. Its product is annotated as E3 ubiquitin-protein ligase UPL2-like. NCBI's taxonomy places the organism in Eukaryota, Viridiplantae, Streptophyta, Magnoliopsida, Asterales, Asteraceae. The record is from RefSeq and is a predicted model, not a curated record. Gene Ontology annotation, biological process: positive regulation of protein catabolic process; proteasome-mediated ubiquitin-dependent protein catabolic process; protein polyubiquitination. Gene Ontology annotation, molecular function: ubiquitin-protein transferase activity. The transcript is spliced from 13 exons. The coding region runs from base 90 to 4502 and encodes 1470 amino acids.
GGGGUCUUGAAAAUGGUCUUAGUUCUGUGGGAAUAAGAUUCGAAAUUCAACCUGAUAUUCGUGAGAGCCUUGACGAAGAUGAUGAGGAUAUGUCSGGGGAUGAAGGAGACGAAGUUGAUGAAGAUGAGGAUGGAGAGGACGAAGGACAAAAUGAUCUGGAAGAAGAUGAAGUGCAUCACUUGCCCCAUCCUGACACUGAUCAAGAUGAUCAUGAAAUUGAAGAUGAGUUUGAUGAGGACAUGAUUGAGGAAGAAGAUGAGGAUGAUGAAGACGAUGACGGUGGAGUUAUACUAAGAUUGGGUGAGGGAAUGAAUGGCAUAAAUGUAUUGGAUCAUAUUGAGGUAUUUGGUAGAGACCAUAGUUUUUCCAACGAUUCUCUCCAUGUGAUGCCUGUUGAAGUUUUUGGUUCCAGACGCCAAGGUCGUACAACUUCUAUAUAUAAUCUUUUGGGGAGGUCAGGUGAURGCUCUGUUCCAUCUCAGCAUCCACUUCUAAUGGAGCCUUCUUCGUCGCGUGUAGUUUCUUCCCGACAAGCAGAAAAUGCACGUGAUGGGCACCUUGAAAGAAAUUUGGAGUCAUCCUCAUCACGACUGGAUUCAAUCUUCCGGUCUUUGAGGAAUGGUCGCCACGGACAGCAUGGGCAUCGUCUUAGCAUGUGGACCAAUGACCAGCAAAGUGGUGGAUCUAAUGCAUCUAGCAUCCCCUUAGGCCUUGAAGAUCUGUUGGUUUCUCAUCUGAGGCGUCCGACUCCAGAGAAGGCCUCUGAUCAAGACAAAAUGGUGGAGGCUCAAACUAAAAAUGAGUCUGGUCAAUCCCAAGGAUCAGCUGGGAUGGUACCUGACACUGCUGCUGAGAACAAUGAUAAUGGGGAUCAAGUUCCUCCUGCUUCAUUGAGUGGCUCUCGUGAUUCUGGAAACGCACCAACGGUAGAUGAAACUCAAGGGGGCACUGAUGUACCGGUUGGACAACCUCAAUCUGUGGAUAUGCAGUUUGAUAGCAAUGAUGCUGUUGUGCGGGAUGUUGAAGCUGUGAGCCAAGAAAGUAGUGGAAGUGGAGCCACAUUAGGAGAAAGCCUUAGAAGUCUGGAUGUUGAAAUUGGAAGUGCUGAUGGCCAUGAUGAUGGGGGAGAGAGACAAGGUUCCUCUGAUUUGCGAACAAGGAGAACAAAUGUAUCAGUUGGGAACACGACAUCAAUAAGCGUGAGAGAUGCAGCCCUUCAUAGUGUAACAGAGGUUUCAGAAAAUCCUAGUCAAGAAACAGASCAGAGUGAUUYGGCUCAGGAUGCACAGCGUGAUGGUGCUGGUGGUUCUGCGCCAAUUGACCCUGCAUUUUUGGAUGCACUUCCUGAGGAGUUACGUGCUGAGGUUCUUUCAGGCCGACAGGGUCCAGUGGCACAGCCUUCGAAUACCGAACCACAAAAUGACGGAGAUAUAGACCCUGAAUUCCUUGCAGCACUUCCCCCGGACAUUCGAGCAGAAGUUUUAGCACAGCAGCAGGCACAGGGGGUUCACCGGUCACAAGAAUUGGAAGGUCAACCUGUGGAGAUGGAUACUGUUUCGAUAAUUGCUACAUUCCCGUCAGAAUUAAGGGAAGAGGUCCUUCUAACGUCCUCUGAUGCCGUUCUUGCUAAUCUCACGCCUGCUCUUGUUGCGGAGGCAAACAUGUUGCGGGAGAGGUUUGCUCGUCGUUACAAUCGGACACUUUUUGGUAUGUUCCCUAGAAGUAGGAGAGGUGAGUCAUCUAGAAGAGGUGAAGGAGUUGGAUCUAGCAUGGAUAGAACUGGCGGAAUCAUUACUCGUAGGUCAAGUGGAAGCAAGCCUGUUGAAACUGACGGKRCUCCUUUAGUUGRCAGAGAAGAUCUUAWAGCAAUGAUUAGGUUGCUUCGUGUAGUUCAGCCACUAUAUAAACCUCAGCUCCAGAGACUGCUYUUGAAUUUGUGUGCUCACGUUGAAACCCGAUCGGCUGUAGUGAAAAUAUURAUGGAUCUAUUAAUGCUUGAUAUAAGAAAGCCUGGAAAUAAUUUGCAUGCUUCUGAGCCAUCAUAUAGGCUUUAUGCCUGCCAAAGUCAUGUGAUGUAUUCUCGUCCUCAAUGCUUUGAUGGUGUYCCUCCACUGGUGUCACGGCGUGUUCUAGAAACUUUGACAUAUUUGGCCAGGAAUCAUUCGUUUGUUGCAAAACUUUUGCUUCAGUUCAGAUUCCCUCCAACAGCUGGCCAAGAGUCUGAGAGUCUUGAUCAGUCUCGUGGAAAAGCUAUCAUGGUUGUUGAAGAAAAUGAAACAGAAAAGCAGCAAGAAGAAACCUUAGCCAUAUCAAUGCUGUUGAGCCUCUUGAAUCAACCACUUUAUUUGAGAAGUAUUGCCCAUCUCGAGCAGGGGGUAUCUGUUACUGAAGAAUCACCUGGUCAGACGUCUACAUUAGAUAUUAAUGCUGGUGGGUCUGGCUCGAAUACCAAAUCGUCCAAAGCUGAUUAUACUUCUAAGCCCUCAUCUUCUGUUGCUAAUACGGAAUACGACUCUCAUGCUAUUCUGCUAAACUUGCCACAAGCAGAACUACGUCUUCUCUGCUCACUGCUUGCACGUGAAUGUUUAUCGGAUAAUGCAUAUGCUCUUGUGGCGGAAGUACUGAAAAAGUUGGUGACGAUUGCACCACGUCACUGUCAUUUAUUCAUAACAGAGCUAGCUGGCGCUAUGAAGAACCUUACAACAGUGGCCAUGGAUGAAUUAUGUCGAUUCGGUGAAAUUGAGAAAGCACUUAUUACCACAACUGCUUCAGAYGGAGCAGCAAUCUUAAGGGUCAUACAAGCAUUAAGCUCACUUGUUGCUUCACUUUAUCAAGAAAAAGACCACACACUUCCCGAAAAGGAUCAAGCUGCCACUCUUUCUCUAGUUGGUGACAUAAAUGCCGCUUUGGAGCCAUUGUGGACGGAAUUAAGCACGUGCAUCAGCAAAAUCGAGAGCUACUCAGAUACUUCACCUGAUAUACCUGAUUCAUCGAUGAUUUCAACAUCAAGACCUUCUGGUGCAAUGCCUCCACUUCCAGCCGGCACUCAGAACAUCUUGCCAUAUAUAGAAUCUUUCUUUGUUAUGUGUGAGAAAUUGCAUCCUGGGCAUCCAGGUGGAGCGCAAGAUUUUGGUGUGGCUGCAGUGCCUAAUAUUGACGAGGCCACCACUUCUGAUGGCCAACAGAAAACUUCUGGGCCAUCGAUGAAGGUUGAUGAAAAGCAUGUAGUAUUUGUGAAGUUCUCGGAGAAGCAUAGGAAACUUCUCAACGCUUUUAUUCGGCAAAAUCCUGGAUUGCUUGAGAAAUCAUUCUCCCUUAUGCUGAAGGUCCCUCGUUUUAUUGAUUUUGACAACAAGCGAUCCCAUUUUAGAUCUAAAAUUAAGCAUCAACAUGAUCACCAUCAUAGUCCUUUGAGAAUCUCUGUAAGACGAGCAUACAUACUUGAAGAUUCGUAUAAUCAAUUGCGGAUGAGAUCCACACAAGAUUUGAAAGGUAGAUUGACCGUUCACUUUCAAGGGGAAGAAGGWAUUGAUGCAGGUGGUCUUACCCGAGAAUGGUAUCAGCUUUUAUCAAGGGUUAUUUUUGAUAAGGGAGCUCUGCUGUUUACAACUGUUGGCAACGAAUCUACGUUUCAGCCAAAUCCAAAUUCUGUUUAUCAGACAGAACAUCUCUCAUAUUUYAAAUUUGUUGGAAGAGUUGUCGGGAAAGCACUAUUYGAUGCUCAGUUGCUUGAUGUUCAUUUCACAAGAUCGUUCUACAAGCACAUUCUUGGGGUGAAAGUGACAUACCAUGAUAUAGAAGCUAUCGAUCCAGGUUACUUCAAGAACUUGAAGUGGAUGCUCGAGAAUGAUAUCAGUGACAUUCUAGAUCUAACAUUUAGUAUCGAUGCUGAUGAAGAGAAGCUGAUAUUGUGUGAAAGAACAGAGGUGACUGACUAUGAACUGAUCCCUGGUGGAAGAAAUAUUCGAGUGACAGAGGAAAACAAACAUAAAUACGUCGAUUUAAUYGCUGAGCAUCGAUUAACUACGGCAAUACGUCCUCAAAUAAAUGCUUUUCUGGAAGGGUUUAACGAAUUGAUUCCUCGGGAUUUGAUAUCUAUUUUUCAUGAUAAGGAAUUAGAACUGUUAAUAAGUGGGCUUCCAGAUAUCGACUUGGAUGACAUGAAGUCGAAUACGGAGUAUUCUGGUUACAGUGCUGCUUCUCCGGUUAUCCAGUGGUUUUGGGAGGUUGCUCAAGGCUUCAGCAAAGAAGACAAGGCUCGUUUGCUGCAAUUUGUGACCGGUACCUCAAAGGUGCCUUUGGAAGGAUUCAGUGCAUUACAAGGCAUCUCGGGAUCUCAAAAAUUUCAGAUCCACAAAGCAUAUGGAAGACCCGACCAUUUGCCUUCCGCUCACACCUGUUUCAAUCAAUUGGAUUUACCAGAAUAUCCUUCAAAAGAACAUCUGGAGGAGAGGCUAUUGCUUGCAAUUCAUGAAGCUAAUGAAGGGUUUGGUUUUGGUUAAAAAGUGAGAGGAAAAGGUGAUGGAUGUAGAUAAGAUUUUUAUCAAAAUCAAACAAGAGAUACAUGCGUUGAUAUACUAGUGUACAGUUUGAGCUUGUCAAAAAAUUGAAGUUUUUUUCUUUCUAAUCGUUAUUUAUUUAGUUGGCAGUUUUUAUUUGUUGCCAAUUUUCUGUUAGAAGUUGGGUUUGCAAACUUGCCCUGCAAUUGUACAUUGGAACAGUUUAUUGGCUGUUUUACUUAGUUGCAUUAUAUUAGAGUCAUUUAGCAUCUGAAUCAAUUAUAUGAUUCAACAAGUUUGCUUGUUUAUGAUUAUUAGACUAA